Molecule: messenger RNA, 2256 nt
Organism: Ascoidea rubescens DSM 1968
Lineage: Eukaryota; Fungi; Ascomycota; Saccharomycetes; Ascoideales; Ascoideaceae
Product: L domain-like protein
Exons: 1
Coding region: 1-2256 (751 amino acids)
Molecular function (GO): protein binding
Source: RefSeq, a predicted model, not a curated record
AUGGAUCUUCAAAACAAAUUUCCAGUCGAAAUUAUUAAAGAUAUCGUCUACUAUCUUCCUUAUAACCAAAUAUGGCUAUUCACUUUAUCAUCAACACCCAUACUCUCAAGAUUUGCUUAUUCGUUUUUAUAUGAAAGAUUAAUUAUCCUUGAAAACUCCUUACCUAGUGAUAACUCCACUUAUGAAGUAACUUUUAAAAAACAGAAACAUCAUGAGUGUUUUUGCAUUUUAGAUAUCAACGAUUUAGAAAAAAAUAUUAAUUUAUUUAGAGAUAAUUUAAAUUUUACUAAAUAUUUAUCAUUUAGAUUUGAAAUUAAAGAAAAUUCUACAGACGAUUUUCAAUUUUUAAAAUUAAUUCAAAAUAACACACUUUUUUUUAAUAAUUUACAAAAAAUUUCGUUUAAGUCUUUACGUAAUUACAAUAACACUAAUUUUGAGAAAAAAUUAAAUCAGUUUUUUUUUAUUAAAAAUAAAUUAAACUAUCUUCAAAUCAAUGGUUUAAGUUUGAAUUAUGUUAACAAUUUUAAUGACUUGGAAAUCUUUCAAUAUUUUAAUCCCAAUUUAACUUCCUUAUAUUUGCAUCAAACCAAUUUCAAAGGUUUUCCAAAAGAAUAUAUAAAAAAUCUCAUUAGUUUAAAGAAAUUGGUAUUUAAUAGAAAUUUUUUAUUGCUUCCUGGAGAUAAUGAUGAUCUGAAUAGCAAGAAAUUAUCUAUUAAAUUAUGGUCAAAUUUAAUUAAUUUAAAAUAUUUAGAAUUUUCAAGCUGUUAUCUAUCUCAACUACCUGAUAUCAACCAUCUAACUAAUUUGAAGUUUUUAAAAUUAACAAAAAAUCGUAUUGAUUCGUUUGCUAGUUUUAGUCAAUUACACAACUUGAAAUAUUUAAUUAUUGAUGGAGAAUAUUAUAGUUCAAGAUCAACAUAUAGUAUCAGCUCAUUGGAUAAUUUUACAAAUUUGAAAGUCCUAAAAUUAAGUCGAUGGAAUUUAAAUGAGAUUCCCAAAUGUAUUAAUACAUUUAAAGACCUUGAAUCAUUAAAUUUAUCAUCGAAUAGUAUUACCAAAAUUGAAAAUAUUGAUGAAUUGAAAAAAUUAAAAGAAUUAAUAUUAACUAAUAAUUCCAUCAAAGUAAUUGAGAAUAUUGAUGAUUUAGAUGAAUUGGAAUGCUUAAAUUUUUCAUCAAAUAAUAUAAAUGAUAGUAAAUUAAACAAAACAUUGAAAAACUUAAAGAUAUUAGAUUUGAGUGCAAAUUCUAUAGUAACAUUUGAGAAUAAAUAUUUUUUUCAAAAGUUUGAAAAUAUUGAAAAAUUAGAAUUGGGAUUUAAUAAAGAAGUGAAAUUCAAAGAUUUGAAAUACUUGAAAAAUUUACGAUGUUUAAAUGUUGAAUUUACCGAAAAUGAAUUUAUUUUUAAAAUUAAUGAUUUCAAAAAAUUGACUAAAUUAGAGGAACUCAAUCUAAGAAAUAGUGGGAUUGAAGAUGGAUCAUUUUUUAAAGUUUUACCUCAAUCAGUCAAAAAACUUGAUUUAUCUCAUAACUCCAUUGGUCAUUUUUCAAUUAAUGAUGAAAAUGAUGGCGAUGAUGAUGAAAAUGAUGGUGACGAUGAUGAAAAUGAUAAUGGCAAUACUUCAACUGCAGUUUUGAAUAAAAAUAUGCUUUUAAUUAUGGAUAGAGAUGAGAAUGAAAGCGAUUUUGAUAAAGAAGAAAAUCAAGAUGGAAUGUAUUUUAAACUCCAAUAUGCUCCCUAUAAUAAUCUGCCUAGGGGAGAUAAAUCUAAUAAAGAUAAAGAUAUAAAUGGGAGCGAUAGUGACAGCGACAGUGAAGAUGACAAAGAGAAGAACGAUAAUACUGCUGAUUAUAAUAAUUUGUAUAUUGAAAAAUUGGAUUUAUCAUUUAAUGAAAUUAAAAAUGUCAAAUUUCUCAAUUCAUUUACUUUUAAGAAUUUAAAAUGCUUAAAUUUAUCAGAUAAUGAUAUUGAGGAAUUUAAAGUUGAUGAAUUAAAUUUUGUAAAGAAUUUGGAGGAAUUGAACUUAUCCUACAAUUAUUUGGACAAGAUCGAUCCUAAUGUUAAAAAAAUUGAAAAACUACAGACUUUGAAAUGUUAUAAAAAUGAAUUUAUUGAUAUCGAUAAACUUGAAAAAUUAAUUGAGGACUUUAAGAAUAUAGAUACAAAUGAUAGUGAGAACACUAAUACUAGUAAUAAUAAAAUUAAGCAUGAAAAUGAAGAGAUUGAUUGUGGAAAUAAAAAAAGAAAAUUAACAUGA